AUGUCCCGGAAACCCAUGGUCCGGGAUCUGUCAACGUAUGAGAAUAUGUCACAAACACCUAAAUUAGAAAUAAUUGAAGAUUAUUCAUCUACAUAUACAGGAGAUACUAGUCCAUCAUCUUUAAAUACUUCUGUUGAUUAUCCAAAUGGUAGUUCAUUGACAACGGGCCUCAUUUGUGAUGUUUGUGGUGAUGUAGCAUUUGGUAAACACUAUGGCAUCAAUGCGUGUAAUGGUUGUAAAGGAUUUUUUCGUAGAAGUGUUUGGAGUCGACGACAAUAUACUUGUCGCUUUGGAGGGGAUUGUCCGGUUGUUAAAGAGCAUCGAAACGUUUGUCGAUCAUGUCGUUUAAAGAAAUGUUUUGAAGUCGGAAUGAACCCAGAUUCUGUCCAAAAUGAGAGAGAUCGUAAUGUUAAAUCAGCUGGAACACCAGGUAGCAUGUCUGGCAGUUUCACACCGAAUGGAAUUAAAAAGUUUCGCGUCAAAUCACCAAUGGUCGAUCAAUGUGUUCAAACAGAGACGUAUGAUUCACCUCUAGAUGGCUUUCCAGCUCCUUACAUCAAGAUGGAGCCUGGAACAUCUCCAGCAGACUUUCAUGAUUUACCAACUCCAAGCUUUUAUGACGUCAACACAGUUCCAGAAAAAUUACAUCAAAUUGAACUAUCAAUCACAAACACCUCAACUGAGAAGGAAGAAGGCGGUAAUUUAAAUAAAAAACACAUAAAUUUACCUUUUGGGACCGUUUUUCGUCGACCUUUGUUAGUUAGUCCACGUUUCCCGAUGUGUUUUUCUGGAGAAAGAAUAAUGGGUCCUUCCGACUUCAUUGAAGGAUGGCGUAGACAUUUCAUUUACUACUCCGAUUGGUGCCAUAAUUUGGAAGAUUUCGUAGAAUUGUCAAUAGAAGAUCAAGAUAUCUUAGCCAGAGGGCGUUUAGUUUAUCAUGGAUGGGUUUCCCAUUCGUAUUAUUCGAUGAAAGCUGAUGUUCCAGGACUGUGUAUGUCCAAUCGUUCAUAUCAUCCUCUUAUUGAAGGGCAUCCAAGUAUCUACAGUUUUUAUAAAGAAUGCAUGCCUCGUCUGAUGAAUUACGUCAUCGGACCUAUGAGAGCUUUACAAAUGGAUGAUUUUGAAUUUGCGAUGGUGAAGGCAAUCGUCGUCUUUGCAGAUGAUUGUGGAUUAUCUCAAGAAGGAAAAGCUAUUGUAGCAAAAGCUAGAGAAAAAUAUAUUAAUGCUUUAUAUGCCUAUAUAAGGAAAAAUAAGGUGACAACUGCUUCAGCUGCCACUUGUCGAGUAGCUAAGUUCAUGAUCAUGCUUAGUGCCAUAACGAGUUUAUGUCAUUUGAUGAACGAAGGAGUACAAAUGAACAGCCUUUUCCAUUUGAUUGAUUUCGAUGAAUUAAUUCAAAUGUGUCAUAAGCCGACCACAUCUCGAAUUCCAUCAACAGCUCAAGCUCAACAACAACAUCUUCCGCAACCAGCUCCUCCUCUUCAUCAUCAACCAGAUGUUCGGCAACAACAUGGAAAUGUUCUUAAUCAACAUCUUCAUAAUGGGAUUUCGGUUAACUCAUCAAUCAAUAACUCCACUGCUCCUCUCAUUAACCAGUUAGCAAUGCAGAAUGCAUUUCAAACAACUGUAAGUUAUAUGAUAAACGGAGGUACAACACCUUCAAACGGCUUACAUCUUGCACAUCAUCUACCAACACCACCAAACUCGACAGGCGUCAUGAUGCAAAUGCCAAACUAUGCGGGAGUUCAAUAUUAUAAUCAAAUUCCUUAA
This is a messenger RNA of Auanema sp. JU1783, 1770 nucleotides long. The record is from the annotation of a GenBank genome assembly. Lineage: Eukaryota; Metazoa; Nematoda; Chromadorea; Rhabditida; Rhabditidae.